AUCGUAUAGUGUCGCAAACCACACGUACUUUCUCAUGUUGCCUGCUAGCAAGGAAAAUGUGUUAAAUGUUAGCUAAACUAAUCAAAUUAUGGAAGUCACUGCAGCCAGGUCAACAUUUUAUGGAGAUAUUGGUCACUGGGCUGACCGAACGCCGGUACAUGAGGCUGCGUCUCUGGGUCGAGCUCUGCAGUUAAAGGAGCUGAUAGAAGCAGGAGCAUCAGUGAAUAUUGUGACUGUGGACAACUUCACUCCUCUGCAUGAUGCCUGUAUCCAGGGGCACCCAAACUGUGUUAAAAUACUGUUGAUGGCUGGAGCUCAGGUGGAUGUACGUACAAUCCAUGGCAGUACUCCUCUGUGUCACGCCUGUGCUGCUGGCAGUAUAGAAAGUGUCAAACUGCUGGUGGAUCACGGAGCGUCUGUCAACCCAUCCCUGACUGCCCUCACAGCUUCACCCCUCCAUGAGGCCUGCAUACGGGGUAAUCCAGACUGUGUGAAGCUUAUGAUAGCUAAAGGAGCACUGCUGGAGGCCUUUGACAUUUACUUUGGGACCCCGUUACAUGCUGCCUGUGCUAAAGCACACCUGGAUUGUUCCCUACUGUUGCUCAAUGCUGGUGCAAAGGUAAAUGCCACCAAGUUCCAUGAGACGGCACUGCAUCAUGCAGCGAGAGCAGAGAGAGAAGAACUGGUGGAACUGUUGGUGGAGUUUGGUGGUGAUGUCAAUAUAAGCGAUAACUUGGGCCACAAGCCAAGAGACUACACAAAAUCUGGCUCACCCACUAAUCUCUGUCUGUUGCACUAUGAGAGUAAUCCUCUGUCUCUGCAGCAGCUAUGCCGUAUCGUCCUAAGGACUGUGCUGGGCACCAGAGCUCUUGAACUGGUCCCCAAAUUGGAUAUUUCACAGCGCAUCAUUGAUUACCUCACUUAUAAAUCAUAAAUCAAUCCACAAACAUAUAUUUUAUUUAUUUAACCCUUCCUUGGUCAGUCAAGUUCCUCUGUAAACAUCACCGGGUCAAAUGGACCCAGCAUUUUUAAUUACAACUCAACAUCCAAAUUAACAAAUUUUAUUACUAAUUUCCUAGUGCAUAUUUCAGUCAUUUUUGGUAUACUAAGUCAAAUAUUUGUAUGCAAAUCAAAAAUAAUGAGUCAUCUUCUUUCCCUCAUAAGAAACUUUUAUUUGCAUUUAUUCUACAUUUGUUUUAUUUUAUUUUAUUUUUUUAAGAAAAAGUCUCCUAUGUAUAAAUAAAUCUAAAAUGGGUCAAACUGACCUGGGAGGUCCUUCAAGGGUUAAGGUCUUGAUAGGCUGCAGUUUGUGUGGUGUUAUGUUUGUGAGCUGAUUGACACUUCUACAACUACAGCAGAAUAGUAACAGAAACCUCUUCAUGUGAAUAUGCUCUUAAUUUGUGUAAUGUUGGGGUUUUUUAAACCCUAAGCAACUUGUCUUAUGAGAUGUAAGUGGAAUUUUGUUGUCUUAAAGGUUUUUUUCUUUUUAUUUCUCUAAAAUACUAUAUUCUGUUCGUCUGUGCAAGGACAAGCUAUAAAGCUAUAAACAAACCAUUUGUAGGUUGACAGACAGAGAAAAUAUUAUUUGCAUAUUCAUUUUCUACACUCUAGUUGCAUUACUUAUUGCAUCACCUCUAAUAAUUAGAAAGAAUGUGCCACAGUGUCUUGAAACAUUUUUCGAAACAUGUAUGCAAUGGUUAAAAUGUUGUUUUGAAACUGAGAAUGUAAAAAUGUGCUGUUUAAAUUACACUAUGUAACACAAUUUUUGUUCCUGGGUAGUAAGUGUUAUUUCCUAAUUGCUUAUGCCUCAAAAGUAUAGAAAAUGGUUAUUAUUCCCCACAAACUUUGCUUUUGUGACCAGGACAGUGAUAUUU
Myxocyprinus asiaticus (Chinese sucker) is the source of this 1874-nucleotide messenger RNA. Its product is annotated as ankyrin repeat and SOCS box protein 13-like. Gene Ontology annotation, biological process: intracellular signal transduction; protein ubiquitination; positive regulation of protein catabolic process. Lineage: Eukaryota; Metazoa; Chordata; Actinopteri; Cypriniformes; Catostomidae. The transcript is spliced from 6 exons. Gene Ontology annotation, molecular function: protein binding. The record is from RefSeq and is a predicted model, not a curated record. The coding region runs from base 89 to 934 and encodes 281 amino acids.